Messenger RNA from Symbiodinium natans, 999 nucleotides. The record is from the annotation of a GenBank genome assembly. NCBI's taxonomy places the organism in Eukaryota, Dinophyceae, Suessiales, Symbiodiniaceae.
AUGGCCAGCGAGGAUGACAUUAAGGCCCACCUGCAACUCGCCAUCCCAGACAUAGACACCGUGUCGAGCAUCCGCGACUGCUCGAAAGGCUGUGACAAUUGGGUCUACCUCGUGAGCUACACCACCAAAGCAGACGAUGGGUUAGAGCGAGCGAUUUGGAGGUGUCCUCGAAACCCAACUCCUCCACAUCAAAUGCACAAGGUUGCUUUCCAGGCUGCUGUCCUGCGACGGCUUGAGGAAGGAGGGGUGCGUGCUCCCCGGCUGAUCUAUGAAGACCCUGGGCAGCAAUUCCUCGUUGAGAGUUGCUUAGGCAACGAGGACGCCACGGUGGCCAUCUUCAAAGACGCAACUCGGGACUACGUGGUCCGGGAGAUGGCUCAUGAGCUGUCCCGCCUGCACGCUGCGCUGCCCGCAGAAAGUGGCUUCGGGUACAUGACCACGGAGAAGGACGAUCCGUUUCUGACAUCGUCGUUCGCCCCGACUUGGUGGGCUUUUGUUCACCAGGAGAUUGAGUCCAACACGCGGGAUUUGGUGGGCGACGAGGGCGAAGAAGUCCGCAAGCGAUUUCGGGAGCUGUCUGGCAGUGCCCAGGAUCAUCUCGACAGCGUGACACAGCCCGUGUUUGUCCACAGUGAUCUUGAUGGCGCGAACGCUCGCGUGCACAUCGAAGGGACCGCGGAGGACGAGGUCCACGUUCAAUUCUGUGGGCUGAUCGACUUCGCCGACGGCAUUUGCGGGGACCCCUUGUUUGACAUGGCCACGCUGUGGGACCACUGCGCACUCACAGAGUACUUCGAGACCAUCUUCCAGCCUUUCUUCCGACAGUAUUGCGUCUCCGCUGGGAUCAGUCCAACACUGGCCCAGCUGAAGGUCGUGGCGCUCUACGGCUGUAUGUAUGCGAUCUGGAGGUCGGGUCCUGAACGCACGCUGCGCAUGCUUGAUCACGCACUCGACCUCAGCCACGACGACCUGGAUCGACUCACUUCUGAAGCAAAGUGA